Plenodomus lingam JN3 is the source of this 3537-nucleotide messenger RNA. NCBI's taxonomy places the organism in Eukaryota, Fungi, Ascomycota, Dothideomycetes, Pleosporales, Leptosphaeriaceae. The record is from RefSeq and is a predicted model, not a curated record.
AUGACUUUUGGUGCCUUGCGACUCCGUCUAGUGCAGAAGCCACUUACCGUCCUCACCCAGAACCCCCCCGAGAGCGACAAGGCCCAGCGCUAUCUGCAGCAACUGGACGAGGCGCGAUGUGCUGGACGAUGGAGCGACGUGCCGGAGCUGUGUAGGAAGGUGGACAAACAUGCGCCACACCGUAAAUUUCAGUGCAACAGUCUCUCCGGUCCUCAGGAACCGGACAACUACCGAGCCUUUUCAGGCAAUGUGAUCCCAACGCUGCUCACUGCCAUAGAGGAAGCCGACAGCCAUGCACAGGAUGCUUUCCAGGCCACCGUUUGCCUUGGCUGGCUUCACUACGUCUUGGAAGAGCCCGACCUUGCUGUGGCGCGCCUUCCCAAGGAUUUCGGGGCAGUUGCAACCCAGCUGUCCGGGGAAGCAGCGACCCUGACCGGGUGGUCACGGGUCUGCUUGGUCAAGGGCACCUACCUCAAAGGAUCGGCCCUUGAGAAGACCGGCGCCGUCAAAGAGGCCGUCGCGACCUACUCGUCCAUAGUCCCAUGGUUGGCCACGACCACCAGCCCAAACACCGAGUCGGUUCAGUUCAAGAUGUGGAGCGAGAACGCACUCGUCCGGCUCUGUCAGCUCUCAGAUCAGUCCUCCGGCGCCGGCACCCAUGUCGACCCGUCCGAAGCUCUUCGCACCUACCGUCAGUGGGCCAAACAUUGGGAUGCUACAGCAAAAAGCGGAGGAUCCGAUGAAGCACACCAGGCUCGACAUCGUCGGUUGGCAUGGAAAUCUUAUUACGACACUCUUUCCACCAUAUUGCGCAAUGACCUUCCCUACGAGCCCGAUUCGACGCCUGAGACACAGGAAAAGUCAUCUCUUUACAGCCAGUCAAGCAUGCGGUUGAGGCAGCGAGCAGAGCUAAAAAGGGUCGAGACCAUCUAUGAGAAUCUGCUAAUCAAAGAGACGCAUUUCCCCAAAGCAAGUGAAACGAACCACGAAAUAGAGACCUGGGUAGAUUCUGUCAUGGACAAUUGGCGUCUGCUGUGUGGUCCAACAUGGGACGAUAACGACCUUGGCGAGGGAGGAAAAGAGGGCAUCGGGCGAAGCGUGCUUGAUAUUCUAUACCGAGCAGCCACCAAAACGUUCCACUCCACCCAGAUCCUACGACACCUAUUCGUGGUCCAUGCGUCGCUCGCUGAGUUUGACCUGGCCUUCAAAGCAUACGAUUCCUACGUUGUCAUCAUCACGCGAGGCAAGGACCGCGCUGAAAAAUCUGGAGAAGAAGACGCCCAUAUCGACGACGAUAGUACCGUGCUGCGGACCUCUGCAGAAGCUAUCCGAGUGCUUUGUAAAUUUGGAUGCAGAAAAGAAGCGGAGAAGGCGCUCGAAAUUGGACACAACAUUGAGAGAUGGUUGGAGCAAACCAAUCACAUCCAAUCAACGUCCGAUGCCAGCUCUGUCACGUCAAUAGAAGCCCUCGUAGAGCCUUCUGCCCUUGCGGUGGCGUAUUGCGCAAUUGGCGUCAGUCAAGCGCAUUGGGCCCGAUUUACGUACGAAGUCGAAGCGCGGGCAAGCAUCCAAGCCAAAGCUGUGCAGUACUUGCGCAAAUCCCUAGCUCAAAGUCUUGGAGAAUCGAAUAACGUAGAAGCGCUUUACGCAUUGUCGCUCGUGCUUGCUGAAACCAGAGAUAUUCCAGGAGCUAUCAAAGCAGUCAAGCGCGCCCUGACGCAAGCUCCAAGGGCUACGACGACGUCCACCCCUGAUGGUGUCCUGUCCGAUGGCAUAGCUACUGAAUUCGGUCGAGAGCGCAAAUUAAUUCCGCUGUGGCACUUGCUCGCCUUGCUGUUGACCUCGCGAUCCGAUUACACCGCUGCAGCGAAAGCCUGCGAGGCGGCGUUUGAGCAAUUCGGUGAUCCUGCUAUACUUUUUGGCAGAGAAGAGUCAGGCUUGUUCCGCAGUGAACACUUGAACGAGGCCACGGGCAAAGAUAUCCCUAGUUCAGGCAUCGUUGAUCGCAUGGAGCGCUACGAAAAGACCAGCAUAUUGCAAAUCAAAAUGACACAGCUAGCCUUGGUAGAAGUGACUGACGGUACACUUGCUGCCGUGGACGGUUGCGAUGAGCUCCUCGCGCUAUACGGCAGGCUUUUCGGUGAUCCUUCUUCCGAGAAACCCAAAUUGCAACCUCCAACGACGUUGGUACCUCCAAAGAGUGCUGCAGGCACAGUUCGGGGGAGCAUCUUCCGUGGACGAGGCACUGUCAAAGCUCCUCCACAAGGAACUGAUAUCCGAAACUCAUCCGUCAUUAGCGCCAAAAGCUCUGGAGCUGUCGCUCAGCAGGGCGCACCCCCUGCGAUCCAGGUCACUGAUGGCGAUAAGAGUCAAUCCAGCGGUCAUCAUCGCCACCAUCUAUUCCAUCAUCACAAGCAUGAGGAUAGCGCAACAAGCCUUGGACGCAGUGGUAGUAAACUGCAGAAGCGCAGUGCUAGUGCGCGCCGAUCAACAGUGACAGAUGGGGACCAACCGCAUGAGGUACCUCCUCUCCCAGAGAAUUCAGUCAAUGGGACUACUACUCAGACGAGUCCUGGUCCUAACAAGUCCCCGCGACGCCAGUCGAAUGCAAGCACACCCAGGAAGUCGCUCGAAAGUAGCGACAGGCCGCUUCGGUCGAUACCGCACAAUCUGCCUCAUGCAUCACCGCCUUUGAAUCAUUCCGAUCCGCCCCAACAGGACACGCGACUGCCAUCACGAGUGCCUCAUUCCGAUUUUGUUCCUCUGGAUCCUCAUUUCUCCAAACUUCAGGAGCGACGGCAAAAGGUAUCACUGCUAAUCAGCGUGUGGCUGUUCAUCUCGGGGCUUUAUACCCGAGCCCAGAUGUUCUCGGAUGCUAGAGAGGCAAUUGCAGAGGCAUUGAAAUUAGUAGAAGCUUUUGAAGCUGAGGCAUCGCUUGAAUCAUCGACAGCGAAAGCGCUCGCAGACAAAGGAUGGGGUGGCGGCAAAAGUGUUGAGGAGCUGUGGGCUGAUGCCUAUACUGCACGUGGUGAUCUGCUCGCAGCCCAAUCUCACAAGCAUCAAGCACGGGCUGAAUUUGAGCGCGCCCUGAUGCACCAUCCCGAUCACCCUGAAGCCAUUGUUGGCUUGUCAAACAUUCUUUUGGACAUAUACAGUGAAGUGAUCCCUCUUGAACCGGCUUUGACAGCAGAUCACACAAGUCCACCCGCCUGUCCUUCUCCCUCAGUCGAGCAGUCAAUCUCACAUUCCAAGACGCAAUACUUGACAUCCCAUACUCCAUCCGUGGAAAAUCAGCUAUCCCCUCCAGAAUUGACUCGACUUGCUGCUCGCGAUCGUGCGUUUGCUUUGUUGUCAACCCUGACGAAAUUUGGCACCGGAUGGGAUUACUCUGAAGCUUGGUUUGCGCUCGCACGAGCCUAUGAGGAAAGCGGCCAAAUCGAGAAGGCAAAGGAAGUCCUUUGGUGGUGCGUUCAACUCGAGGACACACAUCCUGUGCGAAACUGGAAACAUGUCACCAUAGGUGGUUUUGUCUUGUGA